Xenopus laevis (African clawed frog) is the source of this 1474-nucleotide messenger RNA. It is a transcript of the gene akr1d1.S, whose product is annotated as aldo-keto reductase family 1, member D1 S homeolog. Gene Ontology annotation, molecular function: oxidoreductase activity; Delta4-3-oxosteroid 5beta-reductase activity. The record is from RefSeq and is marked predicted. Gene Ontology annotation, biological process: bile acid biosynthetic process; steroid metabolic process. Lineage: Eukaryota; Metazoa; Chordata; Amphibia; Anura; Pipidae.
CUGAAAAACAGAGGCUACUGUUAUUACAAUGCGGUUCCACUGAUUAUCUAUGAGCAGGAUCACUGCCAUGGCACCAACAUACAUGUAGUUUAGACCAGUGAUCCCCAACCAGUAGUUUAUGAGUAACAUGUUGCUCCCCAAACCCUUGGAUGUUGCUCCCAGUGGCCUCAAAGCAGACCCCCAAGGGAACCUGUCUGGAGGCAGUAAAACUGGCCAUAGAUCUUGGCUACCGACACUUUGAUGGGGCUUAUGUAUACUACAAUGAACAUGAGGUGGGUCAGGCCAUCAGGGAGAAGAUCGCUGAGGGAAAGGUCAAACGAGAAGACAUUUAUUACUGUGGCAAACUUUGGAACACAUGCCAUCCGCCUGAACUUGUGCGGCCGACAUUGGAGAAGACGCUAAAAACCCUUCAGCUGGAUUAUGUGGACCUGUAUAUCAUCGAGCUGCCCAUGGCUUUCAAGCCUGGGGAUGAAAUUUACCCACGGGACACAAAUGGAAAGUUUCUGUAUCACAAGACAGAUCUGUGUGCAACAUGGGAGGCGCUGGAAGAGUGCAAAGACGCAGGGCUGGUCAAAUCCAUUGGCGUCUCCAACUUUAACCGCCGGCAGCUGGAGCUGAUUCUCAAUAAACCAGGACUGAAAUACAAACCUGCCACAAACCAGGUUGAAUGCCACCCAUAUUUCACCCAACCGAAAUUGCUGGAGUUCUCCAAACAACAUAACAUUGUGACUGUAGGCUACAGUCCUAUUGGAACCUGCCGUGAUGAAACAUGGGUCAAUGUGUCUUCCCCUCCUCUCUUGGAAGAUCCUCUCCUGAAUUCCAUCAGCAAGAAAUACAACAAGACAGCAGCCCAGGUAGCUCUGCGCUUCAAUGCCCAGAGGGGAGUCGUGGUCAUUCCAAAAAGUUUUAACCCAGACAGAAUCAACGAAAACUUUCAGAUUUUUGACUUCAGUCUGACGGACAAGGAGAUGAAGGACAUUGAGACUCUGAACAAGAAUGUUCGCUAUGUGGAGUUGUUAAUGUGGAGCGACCACCCAGAAUACCCCUUCAAGGAUGAAUACUGAUGGCCACGAUCACCUUCACAAAACCAACUACCCCGGCUCUUCCCCAUUGAUCUGGAAUGGAAGGAAUAUCUGGGGAGAAGCUCACGUCUGUAUCGGACACGGACUACCUUAAUUUUAUUGGACAGUCAUUUGUUUUUCAUGCCCAUCAAAGUGGCUGGAGCUAUAGAGUCCAGCAACAGUGCAGAUUUAUUUGACCAUAUUUCAUUGUUUUGUGUCUAUCUUCCCAUCUUUUGUAUCAUCGCCGUCCAUUGAAUGAUAUGAAUGUACAUUACAUUUAUAGCUGUGAUUUCAUCCGUUACAAUAGGAAGUUUACAGAAUAAUCAGCUUUGGGGUAUUUACCUCCUUGGUUAUUAGUCCUGGUUCAUUGUAGCUCUGCAGACAGUUAAUAAAGCAGAACGGAUGUUCCCUCA